Molecule: messenger RNA, 17658 nt
Organism: Paramuricea clavata
Lineage: Eukaryota; Metazoa; Cnidaria; Anthozoa; Malacalcyonacea; Plexauridae
Source: the annotation of a GenBank genome assembly
AUGGCUUCAAAAUAUCACGAUGAUUGGCAGUCCAGUAAGCAAACAGUCUUACAAAGAAACGCGUAUAUGUUUGAUAACGAAUUGAUGAGCGAUGUAUCUUUUACUUGUGGGGAAUCAAGUCGCAUAUUUCAUACGCAUAAAUAUGUGCUCGCCACGAGCAGUUCCGUGUUUUUUGCCAUGUUUUAUGGCGAUCUAGCUCAGAAAGAAUCUCCCAUUUGCCUACCAGAUGCCGACGAGGAAAGCUUCAAAGAAUUUCUGUGCUACCUCUACACUGAUGAUUGUAAAAUCACCGCAGAGAACGCGAUUGGAAUUUUGUAUUUGGCUAAGAAGUAUCUCAUGACGUCUUUGACAGAGAAAUGUUGCAAGGUUCUAGAGGCAAGCAUUAAGCCUGAUAAUGUUUUCAUGGUGUUGGAGCAAGCAAUACGAUUUGAUGAACAAAAGUUGGAAGCGAAGUGCUGGGAUAUUGUAUCGAAGAAAACUGAGGAUUGUAUAAACUCUGAAGCAUUCUAUAAUGUCGGAUCUCAUACCCUCAAUGUUUUGUUAAAGAGCGAGACGUUGACAGUAACAGAAGUGGAAUUGUUCAAAGCAGUGUUAAAAUGGGUAGACGGCGAAUGUUCAAGGCAGGGUAUAAAUAUUGAUGAAGACAAAACGGCAAGAAGACGCGUGCUAGGGGAUAGUGUAUACGAAAUUCGUUUCCUUGAAAUGUCGCUGGAAGAUUUCACGAAAUACGUUUCUUGUAUUCACGGAUUACUAACAGAGACAGAGCUUAUUUCUAUUUUCCAGAAAUUUGGUGGAUUAGAUGUGGCUGGCUUGAAAUGGAAGGAGCAAAAGGCAAGGCGGCCUUACAUAGUCGGUUUCAGCAGAUUUGACGUUGCCAAUAUAUUCGACUGGAAAUGGAGUUACAACGGAAGUAAGUCCGAUGCUCUUACUCUGACUGUUAAUAAAGCUAUUCUCUUUCACGGUGUUCGCUUGUUUGGUGACUCCAGUGGUAGCCAGUACGAAGUCAAGUUUACGGUGAAAGAUGAAAAUGUAACAGGGACCUACACUUCAAGACAAGACGAUGAUGGUGUGUGGGGUUACGAUGUUAUUUUACCUCAACCACUAACUCUACAGCCAGAUGAAGUGUUCACAAUAGUCUCGACAAUUGACGGACCAGAAUGUUACGGUGGUGGCAAGGGAAAAUCAUCAGUGACAGACGAUGGCAUUGUUGUGACAUUUAACAACGCAUCUACUUUUAGUACAAAUUCGACGGACAAACUUAUUGGUCAGUUUUACAAAAUUUUCCUUUCUAAACUAUAGAUAGAGAAAAUUUGACUUGAUAUCUUAGCCUGCCUCAAAGAUGAACUUUAUCUCAAUGGCUAGUAAUGAUCUUUAUCUCAAUGGCUAGUAUGAGGUAACGGCCCGAUUUAUCCUAGAGACGGAUCGUUCAUGACGAUACGUUAGGUGUACUGUAGGGCAUGGACUGGACUCGGAAACAUGGACUCAGUCAGCGAUUUGUACAAUAUGGACUCACUCACUCAAUCAGUGAUUUGUUAAAUAUGGACUGACUCGGUCAGGGAUUUGCGAAACACGGACCGAGUCCAUGAUUUGUAAAACAUGGAAUGAGUCCAUUAUUUAUAAAACAUGGAAUGAGUCCAUUAUUUGUAAAACAUGGAAUAAGUCUAUGAUUUGUAAAACAUGGAAUGAGUUCAUCAUUUAUAAAACAUGGAAUAAGCAUAGAUAUCUUAUAUACACUAGAUAGCGCAUCUCUUUUAGUAAAAUUGAAGCCAAGAAUAUUCCAGCGGUUACCCCCAUUUGAAUAGAUGGCGGCCAUGUUGGUCGUUCCCACUUGCUAAUAAAUGCUUAAAAACAACAAUAACUUUCAUCAUUUAAAUAGUUUAAAAACGUAUUUGGAAUAGGGUUAACUUCAUGUUUAAGUUCCGUGUUUAAAAAAUAGAAAAUAUACGAAUCUUCUCAUUUCAUGGGAACGACCUGAGACUGCAAUCACGGCUUCAAUUUUUGAAUUGCAGAAUAAUUAGAUGCACUAUCUAGUGUAUAUAAGAUAUCUAUGGGAAUAAGUCUAUAAUUUGUAAAACUGAUGAAAAGAGUCUGAUUUGUAAAACAUGAAAAGAGUCUAUAAAUUGUAAAACAUGGAAUGAGCCCAUGAUUUGUAAAACAUGGAACGAGUCCAUAAUUUGUAAAACAUGGAAUGAGUCCAUCAUUUGUAAGACGUGGAAUCAAUCGGAACCGUACUCAAAUUCGUCCAGUUCUACAUGUUCACACGGAAAUAGAAUGGAUCAGUUUGAUCAAUAUAACUGACAGUAUUAAUAAAUAGAUUUAAUGGUAAACGCACUACGUUGAUUGGUUUCUUGUGGAAAACAUGCACAGUGUUUGAUUUAUUUGAGGCGGUGCAGUAAACCCUAACCUGGAUCAAAGGGGUUUCCUGUUUCGCUGAAUCUGUAGCCUCCACUCAGAUGCAGACGCCUGACAACAGAAACCAUCUGCUACAGAAUAGAGACAUACAGAAGGCCGACUUCUUAGUUUUGCCUAUGAUUUUAGCGUAAUAGACAAUUCCCAUUAUAGACUAAUUUUAAAACUAGGCAAGGAGAUGCAAAUAAAUCACCACAGCUAGAAAGAGCAUACUAAAAUUAGUAAAAUUACAAAAUUUGGUUGCGAAAUGUUGUAAAAUGUGGAAAAUAUAGCCUUGCAAAGUUUGCAAAUUUUGUAUACUUUUGUAUUGCGUGUGACAUUUUCGGCCUAAAUGUGGUAGGAAUGUGGUAGGAAUUUCCGCAAGCAAUUCAAAAGUAUACAAAAUUUGCGAACUUUGCAAGGCUAUAUUUUCCUCAUUUUACAACAUUUCGCAACCAAACUUUGUAAUUUUACUAAUUUUAGUAUGCUCUUUCUAGCUGUGGUGAUUUAUUUGAGUUUCCUUACCUAAUUUUAAAAUUAGUCUAUAAUGGGAAUUGCCUAUUGUUUGUCGCCUUGUUCCUAGCCAGUACGCUUGUGAGAGACAUUCCACCCCUGAAAAUAUUCAAAAUGGCGGAUGUGCAGGGGGGUGAAUGCCGCUCAUAAGCGCACUGGCUAUGGAACCAUGGGCCGGUUGUUCGAAAGCCGAUUAGCUUAACCCCUAGGUUAACCUAAAAUCGACAACUGGCCUCUGUAGCUCACUUGGUUUGAGCGCUGCACCGUAAUCGUAGGGCAGCAGGUUCGAUUCCUGCUAUCAGGUUCUAUUCCUGCUAUAGGUUUCGAAUUCCACUCGAAACUGAUUUUCAUCUACAUUACCCAACAACUAACAUUAAUUAUGCGCACUCAUAGAGAUUUGCGUCUCACUAUUCCGGGAGUGUUGGACGAGUUUCCCGUUUGAGAUUACUACAUAUAAUGAAAACUAAUUAGAGCUGCUGGUAUAAUAGCUAAAAUCCGAAGUGCAUGCGUUAAAACUGAUAUAUUAUGCAUUAGUCUAUUUAAUUCAAGGCCGUUUUCAUUAACGUUCGCUUUGCCCGUGUGGUUCAUUGUUUUUGACGCCCGUCACGCUGCGUGAACAGAUUUUCAAAGAUCGCUCCGCCCGCGCGGGCAAAGCGACUGGGCAACUUAACAUGGGGUAAAUACUUAUCAUAAGUAAUAGCAUGGCUUGAGGGAGAUUAGUGAUUAAAUGGCCCCGUAACCCGAGGCAGGUUUGCGGAAUUCCCGAGGGCGAAGCCCGAGGGAAUUCCGCAAACCUGCCGAGGGUAAGGGGUCAUUUAAUCACUAAUCUCCCGAAAAGCCAUGCUAUUAGUUUGUAAUAGCAUAGUUUCGCUCCCAUUUAAAAAUGGACAAACAUGCCCUACUUGGAAUCAGCGUAUUUAAGCUAAAACAUUUGCUUCAUUGCUUGUGGGAUGUAAAAGCUUGUUGCACAUGCGCACUUUUUACGCUUUAAUCGGUUACGCAUGCGCAAUCUAUCAUUUAACGUACCACAACAAACACGCUAAAUAUAUUAGUAUAAAUUUGGAGACUGCACGUGCGUAAUUUAAAUGAUGCGGCAACUCAGGGAUCGGAUGAUAGACUAUUGACGGCUCUGAGCUAACUGUUGCUGUUCCUUGCACGAUUAUGUGCGUGAGGCACUUGCCUAAUGCGUAGUCGUCAGGGAGACAAAGGUGUGACCCUUGGUAACGGGCGAUUAGUUCUAAUCGCCCGCUCUAGCGGGCGAUUAGAACUAAUCGCCCGCUACAGCGGGCGAUACGUGAUUAAACGUCCCUGUUGAAACAAAAGAAACCCGGGCAACUAUGCUAUUAUGAAAGUUAAAGGGGAAGUCAAGUCCGUUCUGCGCAUCUGUUCUGCGCAUAACAAUGAGAGGACCUCUAAUGUGAAAAUUGCCCAAAUUUCGAAUGUUUCGAAUUUUUCUGAACAUAAAAUUUAUUUCAUAUUCAUUUAGAAGCAUAGCGAACCAAAAUGGUGUUAGAUAUUCAGACAGUACAUCAUAUUUUAAAAAAUGCAGCAGUUCAAAAUGUAAACAAACCGUUUGUUUACAUUACGGACUUGACUUCCCCUUUAAAUUAAAAAAUAAUGAAUAUACUUAUAUACAAAAAAAAAUUGUGCGUCUAAUGACUUUCCAGUCUUAUUUAUAGCAAAGUGUCAGUGAGCCAAUUUUCAAAGAUUUAAAUAUCCUAGUCUAUGAAGAUUUAUAGUAGGUCUCUAGCCCAAAAUCUUUAAUUAUUGUAACAUAUUUUAAGUAGCUUUCUUUUAUAUACAUUGCCAUGGGAAAACAAUUAAAUAAAAAAGAAUUUAAAAAUAUGCAGGUGACUGCGAUAGCUGUUGAUCACAAAUUCACAAUCUACUGUACGACAAUAAAACCACCCAAUUGACCAUUUGCGUAAUAGACUAAAUUUUGAUCUAGACAAAAAAUUCAUCACAGCUUGAAAGAGCAUCACACAAUGAGUAAUAUUCCAAAGUUUCGUUGCGAAAUGUUGUAAAAUGCGGAUAAUAUAGCCUUGCGAAAUUUGCAAUUUUCAGCAUUUUAGAUUACAAACGGGAAAUUGACAGCCCGAUACGCUUUGAGGCUGUCAAUUUCCAUUUUAUUUCUAGUUUGUAAUCUAAAAUAACUGAAAAUUGCAAACUUCGCAAGGCUAUAUUAUCCGCAUUUUACAACAUUUCUCAACGAAACUUUCGAAUAUUACUAAUUUUGUGAUGCUCUUUCAAGCUGUGAUGAAAUUUUUGUCUAGACUUGUUGAGUUCAAAAUUUAAUUUAGUCUAUUACGCAAAUGGUCAAUUGACGAAAACCAAUCUCAUUGUCUGAACUCUGAAUGCAUAAGUAAUGACCAAAUGAAACCAAUAAAAAUAAUUAACUUUAUGCAGAAUACUUGACCCUCAUCGACGUUUACUGACCUCAUUAGUUUCAUUUUAACUUUUAUGUUCAUACAUGGUUUAUACCACGUCCGCAUUUUACAUAUAUAAAACGUCUGUUCUACAGCUCUGCUUUAACGACUUUACCAUUCCAAAACAUGGCUUCAAAAUAUCACGAUGAUUGGCAGUCUAGUAAGAAAACAGUCUUACAAAGAAACGCGUAUAUGUUUGAUAACGAAUUGAUGAGCGAUGUAUCUUUCACUUGUGGGGAAUCAAGUCGCAUAUUUCAUACGCACAAAUAUGUGCUUGCCACGAGCAGUGCUGUGUUUUUUGCCAUGUUUUAUGGCGAUCUAGCUCAGAAAGAAUCUCCAAUUUGUCUACCGGACGCCGACGAAGAAAGCUUCAAAGAAUUUCUGUGCUAUCUCUACACUGACGAUUGUAAAAUCACCGCAGGGAACGCGAUUGGAGUUAUGUAUUUGGCUAAGAAGUAUCUCAUGUUGUCUUUGACAGAGAAAUGUUGCAAGGUUCUAGAGGCAAGCAUUGAGCCUGAUAAUGUUUUCCUCGUGUUGGAGCAAGCAAUACGAUUUGAUGAACAAAAGCUGGAAGCGAAGUGCUGGGAUAUUGUAUCGAAGAAAACUCAGGAAUGUAUAAACUCGGAAGCAUUCUGUAAUGUCGGAUCACAUACUCUCAAUGUUUUGUUAAAGAAAGAGACGUUGUCCGUGACAACGGUGGAACUGUUCAAAGCAGUGUUAAAAUGGAUUGACGGCGAAUGUUCAAGACAGGGUCUGAAUAUUGAAGAAGACAAAACGGCAAGAAGACGCGUUCUAGGGGAUAGUGUAUACGAAAUUCGUUUCCUUGACAUGUCACAGGAAGAUUUCGCGAAAUAUGUUUCUUCUACUAGAAUACUUACAGAGGCAGAAGUUAUUUCUAUUUUCCAGAAAUUGAACGGGUUAGAUGUGACUGGCUUGAAAUGGAAAGAGAAAACGAAACGGCGGCCUUAUAUAGUCGGUUUCAGUAGAUUUGACGUUGCCAAUGCAUUAUGCGGCUGCUGGAGUUACAGCGGAAUUAAAUCCGACGCUCUUACUCUGACUGUCAAUAAAGCUAUUCUCUUUCACGGUGUUCGCUUGUUUGGUGACUCCAGUGGUAGUCAAUACGAAGUCAAAUUUACGGUAAAAGAUGAAAAUGUAAAAGGGACCUACACCUCAGAAAAGGACAAUGAUGGUGUGUGGGGAUAUGACGUCAUGUUGGCCAAACCAGUUUCUCUACAUCCAGAUGAAAUGAUCACAAUAAUUGCGACAAUAAGAGGCCCAACAUCUCACACAGGUGGCAAUGGAAAAUCAUCAGUAAGAGUCGAUGACAUUGUCGUGACUUUUAGUUAUAGUAGUUUAAGUUCAAAUGGUACAGAUAACAGUAGUGGUCAAUUUUACAAAAUUUUCCUUUCACAACUUUAGAGAUACAAUUUGACUUGAUCAGGUGAAGCUCGCCUGAGCUAUUUUAAUCCUAGCCUGCAAAGCAGGCGCUCGCGGGCUUGGUUAUUUUUCCCGGGACGAAAUUAUGUAAACAUGGUGUCUUGGAAAUAUUUUUGUUGCAAUUAAAACAAACUGCACCUUGUAUUACGACUUUAAUGGUGUCUGUUUAAGUCUAUUAAUGUUGAUGUAUUAUUUAUAACAUGAGCGGUCGUGCUUUCGAUACAACACGGACGCAAAUGUUACAAAUCAGUGGCGUACAUUUUCACAGCCUAUUUUACAAACUGCCACCACCAGUCAUUCCAGUUCAGUGGUAAUAUUAGUUUAAAUGGUGCAAAAUGACAGUCAGAACCCUGGUCAGAGCUAUGUCCCGAACACCCCCCACAGACACACACACACACUCACACACAAAUAAGAAUGAGAGUCAUGGCCAGUGGUCAUGGCAGUCAUGACAGGAGACAUUUCAAGCUUAACAAAAUAAAAGGUUCGAUAAGUGUUCCAACUAUGUUUUUUAACUCCAAUAAAAUAUAUGAUAGUGCUGGGAAAGCGUUAAGAACAUCUAACCAAGGUCGCGUGACUACCAACUCCCAUGCUAUCCUUGUUUGAUGGUAGUCAGGGCCGUAGCGAGGGGAGUGCGAUAACUCCCACCCCCACCCCCAACUUUUAGAAAAUUGCACUAUUCGGAAAAGUUACAAGUCUAUCCGGAAAAUUCGGACCAGGCCCGUUGGCAAAAUAACGAAUUUAUCAGCAAAUUGUUUUCGUAGUCAGUGAAAAUAUUUGAGUGGCUCUGAUUAAAAGUAAUAGCGCAAAAGUUGAUAAAUGAACGAAAAUUUUUUACAUCCCCCCCCCUCAAAAAAAAGAAAUAUUAAUUAGCGAUUCAAAUGUUGUCGGCAAAUGCGAUACUACACCUCCCCAACCUCAUGCCUGCUUUCCACUUUCAAUCGUACCGAAACGUAGCGUAUUUCAUUGUUUCCUGAGCGGCAGUGUGGAACUAAUCACUACGACACAAAAGAAAAUGCUACGGUAUGGUACGUUACGUUACGUGAAAAACUGGCUUUAUUGGGCUAGUUCCUCGGCUAGAGGAGAACUGAUCACGUGAUCGGCUAGUUGUGUUGUUUGUCGCGUCAGAUACAACCCAAUCCCUAUCUCUAAGCCUAAUCCUUAAUCUAACCCUUACCCUAACCCUAACACUAAUCACUAUAACUAACUGAUGACGUAAUCUGUGAUGCAAAAUCUUCUACCCGAGGAACUACCCCUUUAUGGCGCUGAGUGGUUAUAUUACUACCUGGAAAAAAACAAGCAGCAACUCGACGUUUUGAGCGAAGGCCCUUCGUCAAGAGCUAGUAGCGUCAAGAGUCUUCGUCAAGAGUUAGUCUUAGCUUUAGCCUCUUCCGCUCCUCGCUACGGCCUGGAUUGUAGUUUUACUUUAAUUGCUUGGUACAAAUGUAACUGUCCUCAAGUGGACCAAUUGCUUACUAGUACUUUACUCUCCAAUUGGCGAUAAGCGUUUCACUCGCUAAACGCAUCAGCAAUUAUCCAAAUGACCUUAACGAGGAUCAGUGGCCUCUUUAGUUUCAUUUUAACUUUGAUGUUUAUAUCACUUCCGCAUUUUACAUGCAAAAACACGUCGCCUUGUUGUACAAAACGUCUGUUCCACAGCUUUGCAUUUUACUUCGUCAGUUUUACAGCUCUGUAUUUUAAACCUUCAAUCAGCUCUACUAUUCCAAAACAUGGCUUCAAAAUAUCACGAUGAUUGGCAGUCCAGUAAGAAAACAGUCUUACAAAGAAAUGCGUAUAUGUUUGAUAACGAAUUGAUGAGCGAUGUAUCUUUCACUUGUGGGGAAUCAAGUCGCAUAUUUCAUGCGCAUAAAUAUGUGCUUGCCACGAGCAGUGCUGUGUUUUAUGCCAUGUUUUAUGGCGAUCUAGCUCAGAAAGAAUCUCCCAUUUGCCUUCCAGAUGCAGACGAAGAAAGCUUCAAAGAAUUUCUGCGCUACCUCUACACUGAAGAUUGUAAAAUCACCGCAGGGAACACGAUUGGGGUUAUGUAUUUGGCUGAGAAGUAUCUUAUGACGUCUUUGACCGAAAAAUGUUGCAAGGUUGUAAAGGAAAGCAUUAAGCCUGAUAAUGUUUUCAUGGUGUUGGAGCAAGCAGUACAAUAUGAUGAACAAAAGUUGGAAGCGAAGUGCUGGGAUAUUAUAUCGAAGAAAACUCGGGAAUGCAUAAACUCGGAAGCAUUCUGUAAUGUCGGACCUCAUAUCCUCAAGGCUUUGUUAAAGAGCGAGACGUUGACAGUAACAGAACUGGUACUGUUCAAAGCAGUGUUAAAAUGGGUAGACAGCGAAUGUUCAAGACAGGGUAUAAAUAUUGAAGAAGACAAAAUGGCGAGAAGACGUGUCCUAGGAAACAGUGUAUACGAAAUUCGUUUCCUGGAAAUGUCACAGGAAGAUUUCAUGAAAUACGUUUCUUCUACCGAAAUACUUACAGAGAAAGAGGUUAUUUCCAUUUCCCAGAAAUUGAACGGGUUAGAUGUGGCUGGCUUGAAAUGGAACGAGCAAAAGAAAAGGCAACCAUGUAUAGUUCUCAGUUUCAGUAGAUUUGACUUUGCCGAUGUAUUAGACGGCAAAUGGACGUGGAACAAUAAUGGCCGUGUCGAUGCUCUUACUUUGACUGUCAAUAAAACUGUUCUCUUUCAAGGUGUUCGCUUGUUUGGUGACUCCAGUGGUAGUCAAUACAAAGUUAAGUUUACGGUGAAAGAUGAACAAGUAACACGGACGUACACUUCAGAAAAAGACAACGAUGGUGUAUGGGGUUAUGAUGUCAUGUUGCCCAAACCAGUUUCUCUACAGCCAGAUGAACAGUUCAUGAUAUUUGCGAGAAUAAAAGGACCACAAUCUCAUCGCGGUAAAAAUGGAAAAUCAUCAGUAAAACUCAACGACAUCGUCGUGACUUUCAGUUCUAAUAGUUCAAGUUCAAACGGUACAAAUAAAAAUGGUGGUCAAUUUUACAAAAUUUUCCUUUCUCAACUUUAGAGAGGCAAUUUGACUUGAUCGCCUAACUUGCACACUUAUACUUGAUAAUGAAUUCAUCAAGGUCGAAAUGACAAAUAUCAGGCUUGUAAGUAAAGGCCUGGUCACAGUUUGCCGCGAAGUUCACCUGAUCCAUACUUAUGUGAUUAAAUCAUCAAGGAUGAAAUGACUUUCUAUCGAUCAACAGAUUAUCUUAUUCUAGUGUGAAAACAAGACGAACCAUGUAGAGGAACUAGCAACAAUAGCUCGUUCUAUACAAGCCAGUGUCCUGAGACGAACAAUAUUGCUGUAGAAAUCUACAAACUAUGGAAAAUGAAACAUUGGUUUUCCUGAUAAUGCUAAUGCCGUAUUAAUAUACAUGACAGACGAAUCAUCCGUCAUAUUGACAUAUUGAAUGAUUCGUCCGUUUGCUGAAAUAUCUGUUCCUCGUUCAAGUAUGUCCACAUGCACCAAUCAUCCGUUGUCAAUAUACUGUAUAUGGGACUAAUAAUAAAGGGCAUCAUUUGUCAUAACAUAGGGUACAAUUAUUAGGGGUGGGUUAUUUAAUAACUGGGAUUCAUAAGUUCCUCAUUUCAGUCACGUACGUAGUCUUGUAACAUGUCAUGUAUAUGAGUGUCCGUUUAAACAUUUGUGACGAAUUUAAUAAUAAUAAUUAUGAUAUAUUAAGUUUAGGUUAAGCAUAACGGUAUAAAACCUGAUUAUUAAUAAGAAUUUUAGUAAAAUGAGUUCAGUAUUCAUCAUGAAAGAAUAAAAAAAGUUAAUGCAUGUAAACUUUUCCCUGUGGUGAUAAGGAUCAGCAGCAAGAUAGUUUAGAAACUACUGACAGAGUUAUAUCGCCAUAUGACAGUAUUAAAUAAAGCGAUUAGUUCAAGAUUAAAUAGUUAUUUAUAAAAUAUUUAUCGAACUUAAAAAUUUGAUAACUGGGUCGCAAUUAUAGCCUGUGUCAAAGACCUUCCACAGGAUAUGGCGCAAUAUGUGCAUGUAUCACAUCAUGUUGCAUAUCACUAUGUGUUCAACUAUUCCGGGAAAAUUAGAACAGUUUCCCCUUUAAAUUACUACAUGAAAUGAAAAGAAUAUUAACAUUUUCUCUCAAUAUGCAGCCAUGCAGGUGUCUGCGAUAGUAGUUGAUCACAAUCUAUAUACCGUACUGAAACCAACCAAUUGAUGAAAACCAAUCUCACUGUCUGAACACAUAAGCAAUGGCCACAUAAGUAUAUGUAGAAUAGUUGACCCUCAUAUAGAGGUUUAUUGACCUCUUUAGUUUCAUUUUAACUUUGAUGUUUAUAUCACUUCCGCAUUUUACAUGCAAAGACACGUCGCCUUGUUGUAUAAAACGUCUGUUUUACUGGGUGUAUUUUAAACCUUCAAUCAGCUCAACCAUUCCAAAACAUGGCUUCAAAAUAUCACGAUGAUUGGCAGUCCAGUAAGAAAACAGUCUUACAAAGAAACGCGUAUAUGUUUGAUAACGAAUUGAUGAGCGAUGUAUCUUUCACUUGUGGGGAAUCAAGUCACAUAUUUCAUGCGCAUAAAUAUGUGCUUGCCACGAGCAGUGCUGUGUUUUAUGCCAUGUUUUAUGGCGAUCUUGCUCAGAAAGAAUCUCCCAUUUGCCUACCAGACGCCGACGAAGAAAGCUUCAAAGAAUUUCUGUGCUAUCUCUACACUGACGAUUGUAAAAUCACCGCAGGGAACGCGAUUGGAGUUAUGUAUUUGGCUAAGAAGUAUCUUAUGUCGUCUUUGACAAAGAAAUGUUGCAACGUUCUAGAGGCAAGCAUUAAGGCUGAUAAUGUUUUCCUGGUGUUGGAGCAAGCAAUAAGAUUUGAUGAACAAAAGUUGGAAGCGAAGUGCUGGGAUACUGUAUCGAAGAAAACUCAGGAAUGCAUAAACUCGGAAGCAUUCUGUAAUGUCGGAUCCCACACCCUGAAUGUUUUGUUAAAGAAAGAGACGUUGUCCGUUACAAUGGUGGCACUGUUCAAAGCAGUGUUAAAAUGGGUAGACGGCGAAUGUUCAAGACAGGGUCUAAAUAUUGAAGAAGACAAAACGGCAAGAAGACGCGUCCUAGGAGAUAGUGUAUAUGAAAUUUGUUUCCUUGAAAUGUCGGAGCAAGACUUUGCAAAGCAUGUCUCCCCUUCAGGAAUACUUACAGAGACAGAGAUUAUUGCGGUCUUUCAGAAAUUUAACGGAUUAGACGCGGCUGACUUUAAAUGGAGGGGGAAAGAAAGAAAACGGUCUGAUAUACUUGGUUUCAGUAGAUUUGGCCUUUUCGAUGCAUUACAAGGCAGCAUAUUAAGUUAUAAUGGGAUUAAAUCCGAUGCUCUUAGUCUGACUGUCAAUAAAGCUGUUCUCUUUCACGGUGUUCGCUUGUUUGGUGACUCCAGUGGUAGUCAAUACAAAGUCAAGUUGACGGUGAAAGAUGAAAAUGUAACAGGGACCUACACUUCAGAACAAAACACCAUUUUAUGGGGUUAUGAUGUCAUGUUGCAAAAACCAGUUUCUCUGCAGCCAGAUGAAGAGUUAACAAUAAUUGCGACAAUAAACGGACCACAGUCUCGCACUGGUCGUAAUGGGAAAUCAUCAGUGAAAGUUAAUGACAUUGUCGUGACUUUUGACAACGCAGCUCAUGGUUUAAGUACAAAUAAUACACGGAAGGAUUGUGGGCAAUUUCAGCAAAUUUUCAUUUCUAAACUGUGUAGACUGUGUAGAUAGAGAAAAAUUGACUUGUCAUGAUCCUACCCUGCCUUUAAGAAUAAUUUCAUCUAUAAAAACCCAUCUUAUAAACUGAUUAUUAAUAAUUAUGUUAUAAUCCAAUAGGUCGAGACAAUAAAACAAUAUUAUAAAGUUAAUUUAGAUUUCUUCUAGGUCUAGCUGUAAUGAUCAUGGUCUAUGGAACAACACUAGUAAUUCGUUCAAUUUAAUGAAUAAUUAUUUGUAUAUAAAUUUGCAUGGUGAUCAAUAUAAUUGAUAAUAUUAAUAAAUGGAUUUUAAAGUACACACACUACGUCGACUGAAUUUCGUGGAAAACAAAGCUGAGCGUUUGUUUAUCUGGCACAGCUUCAGAUCAAUAAAGCUAAUUAAUUAAUGACGGAACUUUGGAGGUUUAAAUAAAAAAAUUAAAAAGUUUAAAAAUUGUCAAAGUGAACUAGCCGGUUCGUAAAAAAAUUCCGAUAUCAGUUAUAUAUUUAAUUAAGGAAGUCUUGAUUCUUGAACAAAACAAAGGCAACUAUACCCUCUAAAUAGAUAUUAGAAAUAUUUGAAUUCACUGUCGCUAUACAGCUCUAUACCUGUCACUCGCUAAGUACGCAUGUAAUUGGCUAAUGAUAACGGUAGCGCAUGGAAGUCAAAUCCGAAAAAUCUUUAGGUGCCCUUUUCAUUCGAGAAGUGCCCCUCAAAGCCUGCCUCCCCCCCCCCCCCAACUUUUAGAUGCUUCCUACGCCCCUGGAGAAGAUGAUGUUAACUAUUUUCCUUCCAUCAAUGUAUUAUAGAUUUGGUGGAAAAUAAAUAGAAUUGAAAAUUGCAUUUUCAUUUUAAUUGCUUGAUACAAAUGGCACAGUUCUGAAGUGGACCAACUAGUACUGUACUCUCCAAUUGACGACAAGCAUUUCGGUUCUCUGAAAGCAUAGUAAUUAUUCAAAUAACCUUAGCUAUAUCAAGGGCCUCUUUAGUUUCAUAUCAACUUUGAUGUUUAUAUUACUUCCGCAUUUUACAUAUAAACAAAUGUACGUUGCCUUGCUGUAAACAUCUGUUUUACUGCAGUGUAUUUUAAACUUUCAACCAGCUCUAUCAGAUUAUUAUUCCAAAACAUGGCUUCAAAAUAUCACGAUGAUUGGCAGUCUAGUAAGAAAACAGUCUUACAAAGAAACGCGUAUAUGUUUGAUAACGAAUUGAUGAGCGAUGUAUCUUUCACUUGUGGGGAAUCAAGUCGCAUAUUUCAUGCGCAUAAAUACGUGCUGUGUUUUAUGCCAUGUUUUAUGGCGAUCUAGCUCAGAAAGAAUCUCCCAUUUGUCUACCAGAUGCCGACGAAGAAAGCUUCAAAGAAUUUCUGCGCCACCUCUACACUGAUGAUUGUAAAAUCACCGCAGGGAACGCGAUUGGAGUUAUGUAUUUGGCUAAGAAGUAUCUCAUGUCGUCUUUGACAAAGAAAUGUUGCAAGGUUCUAGAGGCAAGCAUUAAGCCUGAUAAUGUUUUCCUGGUGUUGGAGCAAGCAAUACAAUUUGAUGAACAAAAGUUGGAAGCGAAGUGCUGGGAUAUUGUAUCGAAGAAAAGUCAGGAUUGUAUAAACUCGGAAGCGUUCUGUAAUGUCGGAUCAUAUAGCCUCAAUGCAAUGCUUUGUUAAAGAGAGAAACGUUGUCAGUAACAGAAGUGGAAUUGUUCAAAGCAGUGUUAAAAUGGCUGGACAGCGAAUGUUCAAGACAGGGUAAAAAUAUUGAAGAAGACAAAAUAACAAGAAGACGUGCCCUAGGGGAUAGUGUAUACGAAAUUCGUUUCCUUGAAAUGUCACAGGAAGAUUUCGCGAAAUAUGUUUCUUCUACUAGCAUACUUACAGAGGCAGAGGUUAUUUCUAUUUUCCAGAAAUUUAGUGGAUUAGAUGUGGCUGGCUUGAAAUGGAAGGAGCAAAAGAAAAGGCGGCCUUACAUAGCCAGUUUCAGCAGAUUUGACGUUGCCAAUGCAUUAUGCGGCUGUUGGAACAAUAUUGGCCGUGCCGAUGCUCUUACUCUGACUGUCAAUAAAGCUGUUCUCUUUCACGGUGUUCGCUUGUUUGGUGACUCCAGUGGUAGCCAGUACGAAGUCAAGUUUACGAUAAAAGAUGAAAAUGUAACAGGGACUUACACCUCAGAAAAGGACAAUGAUGGUGUGUGGGGAUAUGAUGUUCAUAAUAAUUGCGACAAUAAAAGGCCCAACAUCUCACAGAGGUAACAAUGGAAAAUCAUCAGUAAGAGUCGACGACAUUGUCGUGACUUUUAGUAAAAGUAGGUUAAGUUCAAAUGGUACAGAUAACAGUAGUGGUCAAUUUUACAAAAUUUUCCUUUCACAAAUUUGACUUGAUCGCCUAUCUUGCACACUUACUUGAUUAACUAAUUCAUCAAGGUCAGAAUGACUAAUAUCAGGGCUUGUAAGUAAAGGCCUGGUCACAUGAACCCGGUUUGGUGAGGUCACUUAAGUGGGAUGAAUUUAUUUCCGUCGGCAUACGACCGUUUUAAUCCUAGCCUGCAAAGCAGGCGCUCGCGGGAUUGGUUAUUUUUAUCCCACCUAAUUAUGUCGCCUCGGUGGGACGACAUAUGAACAUGUUGUCUUCGAAAUAUUUGUCGUUGUAAUUGAACAAACUGCACCUUGUAUUACGACUUUACUAGUGUCUGUUUAGGUCUGUUAAUGUUUAUAUAUCAUUUAAAACAUGAGCCGGUCGUGUUUUCGAUACAACACGGACGCGAAUGCUACAAAUGAGAAUAUUCGUAUUCUUCAACAAUUUAAAAUAAUUGAAUAAUAUUUAGUGCGAAGAUUGAACUUAAAGUUUAUGUAAAUUAGCAUGAUUCGGUAUCAGAUAUACAAACUCCUUCACGCACAUGAUUUCUUUUGUUUUAUUAUGCGCUUUCCCGAAAAUAAAAUUGUCUAAAAAGGUUUUUUUCCAAGCCUGUUUUGGAUAAAAGAUAUGGGGAGAAAAAAUACGUUUUUCAGAAUUUUUCGACCUCAAUUUUAAUAUUCACAAAUUAGGGCGUUUGCUGUGACCUCGAAAAGUGCCUAGAAAACGACUUUCAUUUCCCAUGUCUUGCAACUGAAAAAUUUUUAUGGGAACUAACCGUUAUGUAAUGGAUAUUAUAGUGUACUGCCAAGUCAACUGGAUACCUCCUUAUACAUAAUAUAUACACACCCUAACCUAUAUUGGUGCGCGAAACAUAGAAUGAUAAACUCUCAGUUCUGGCUUUAUUUCUAUAAAAUUAGAAAGACGUUAACAAGGUUAAAUCUUUGGGCUAUUUCUCUGGGCUGAGAAAUAAUCCUUACAUGCGAUAAAAAUGUUUUAUACAACGAUGUAGUAACAGCAAUGUCAUGUAGUGGGUCAGUAUUUAAAUUUUCAACACAGUUUCUGAGACGUAAUUCAAGAAGUAACUUAUCAUUGCAUUUGAACUAUUAUAUCAGUUGAGUUGGUGCUAUUCUGUGCGAUUAGCGAAUAUUAUUGGAAAGAGGGCUUCCAUAUACGUUGAAAUCAGCAAAUAAACAGCUCAUGCACACAUUUCGCCACUUUGACACUUUAUACUUUGACACAGAUUUUUGUCUUUGAUGUGAACAUUUAUUCUCCUAGUUUAAGAUUAUUUAGGAGUGAUCAUUUUCUACCAGCAACCCAUCGACAAUAUUUCAUUGUAGCGCGUUUUGCUGUUAUGUUGGCUUCGCGUUACUCUUGCUUUAAAUACCUUGAUCGCGUUAAAAGAGUUAUUUUUCAGGCCAGUGGCAUAGCCAACAGACUUAGCAUUAACGUCCUUGUCAUUUUAUAGAAAUAUCUCUAGAACUGAGGAUUUUAGAAAACGUUAUCUGUACCUUCUCAAAGUUGUAGGCAAAAUAUGUUGUUUACGUCCAACAUGCAUAAUAUUACAUACCUCAAAAUGAUUCGAGCAAAACGGUCAUUUGUUAAAAGGAAGACUGGUUAAUAGAAAUUGGCCCUUUUUAGUGACAUAAUCGUGUGUCGUCAUCGAUCCGUGUCGUUGAACAAUGAAAAAAAUUUGUUGUGAAAUUAGUGAAGAUAAAAUUGCAGUUUGUGAGAAAACUACAGGUCUACGGAGCGGGAACUUUUCAGAUUUGAACUCAGCGUGUUCGAAAGUGUUAGGUCCCGUUUAAAUAUUUCAGUUCCAAGACAUGGAAAAUGAAAGUGAACGAUAUCGGGACGCAGCAAACGGCCUAAAUUAAUAUUCAACACGUUUAUAGAUUACAGUAUUAAAUAAAAGUAAUUAUUUCAAGAUUAAGUAGUUCUUUCAGUUUGAUAAAUAUCAUUGACAGUAUUAAUAAAUAGAUUUUGUGGUAAAGUUGGUAAACGCACUAUGUUCAGGUUUCUUGUGGAAAACAUGCACAUCAUGCAGUGUUUGAUUUAUUUGAGGUGGUGUAAACCCCACCCUGGAUCGGGUGUUUUCAGAUUCCCAUUCCCCUGCAUCAGGGUGAGAUGCCUCCAGUUAGGAGAGGUUAGGGUGGGGGUUGGGGUCAGGUUAUCAAUGUGUCUGCUGUAUGAUGAUAUACUGUAUACAUCAUAUACAGGAUAUACAUGAUGACAUACAUCAUACAAAUGAAGAGCAUGUAUUGUGGCUAUUGUUUUCACACAACCAUAAAAUUCAAAAAACGUUUACAGUUCUACAACAAAAAAGUAAAAUAAACAAUGAAAUUACAUUGUCGCCCGACUACAACUCUAUGACACUAACAUUUAUAUAUAUUAUCGGUAUAGACAAUUUCCAAUCGUUUAUCAUGAGAAGUUUAUGUAUAUAUAAGGUAACUUUAUGCACUAUUUAAAACAUGAGCAGCAGUGUUUUCUCACAUAUAAAGAUACGAGGCGAAGCCGACUACUUUAGGACUGAUAAAACACGCACUGCGAAUGUUUUAAAUUGCUUCAAAAAUGAUCGAUCGAGUAAGUUCAUUGACAUUGGCGAAGUAAUUCAGUUCAAAAAAUACGUUGUGUCGUAAGUCGAGAAAAUCAAGGUUAAAGUUUAUGUAAGUCAAGGGAAAUCUCUAUCACAUAUAAAGAUACGACAUGCUUAUAAUUUUUCUUUGUGUUUUCCUCAUAAAUUAGGAGUUUUUGAAAAUGAAGAAGUAUUUAUCGAACUUAAAAUUUUGAUAACUGGAGGCGCAAUAGCUUGUGUCACAGACCUUCCACAGAUUAUAACAUUCUCUCAAUAUGCAGGUGA